AUGGCGUCCUCUCCCCCCAGAAAUCCCCUGAUCAUGAUCAUUGGGGCAACCGGCACCGGCAAGUCGAAGUUGGCUGUGGAAUUGGCCACUCGAUUCAAUGGCGAAGUCAUCAACUGUGAUGCAAUGCAAAUGUACAAGGGGCUGCCGAUCAUCACUAACAAGAUUCCUGAGAAUGAACGAAAUGGAAUCCCUCAUCACCUGCUCGACUUCAUCGGUCUGAAAGAGAAACUCUGGACUGUGCAGCACUUUGUCAAAGAGAGUUCACGGGUUAUCGAUGAGAUUCGAGCGAGGGGCAGGCUUCCUAUUGUUGUGGGUGGGACGAUUUACUACACAUUUUCCUUGCUCUUCAAUGAUGCUAUUCUUACUCCCCACGAGGACGAGAAUCGCUCAGACCACGAUGCAAUGGACAGAAACGAAGAGUUUGCUAUCCUGUCGGCUUCUACAGAGGAGAUCUUUACGAAACUCAAGGAGGUUGACCCCGAGAUGGCAAAAAAAUGGCAUCCAAAUGAUCGAAACAAGAUCCGGCGGUCUCUCCAAAUAUACCUCCAGAGCGGGAGAAAGGCUUCCGACAUAUAUGCUGAACAACGUCAAGCUCGUCCCGACCACGGGAACGAAGAUACCACGAUUGACACCGAUAUGGACGAGGACGGCGCCAUGAGUGGGCGGAGAAUGACUCUGCGUUAUCCGAGUCUCCUCUUAUGGUUGGAAGCCGACGACGUCGUACUAAAGCAGAGACUAAAUGAUCGAGUUGAUGCCAUGAUUGCAAACGGUUUGUGUGACGAAGUAUUGCAAAUGGCAAGCCUAGAACAGGAGUUGAAACAAGAAGCAGAGCCAGUCGACCUUGCCAACGGUAUUUGGGGAUCGAUCGGAUACAAGGAAAUGAAGCCCUGGCUCGAGGUGUGCCAAGCGUUGAAUCCCGAUCCUGCCAAAGUAGGGGUGGCAGAGCAGCAGGGUAUAGAUGCUGUUAAAGCGAGCACUAGACGCUAUGCUAAGCGUCAGAACCGAUUCGUCCGCAUUCGGCUGGCAAAAGCUCUGAAGGCUACCGGGAGGCUUGAUCUGCUUUUCCUUCUCGACUGCACUGAUCCGACCGGCUGGGACAGCACAGUGACAGAGCCUGCGCAAGCGAUCGUGAAGGCUUUCCUGAAAGAGUAUGAGUUACCCGAAGCCAAAUCUCUCUCACUCAUGGCGGAGAAAGUACUCUCACAGAUCGAGGAGGAUGACAUUAAUGAUGUCCGCAAAGCCAGGACUUGCCAACUGUGCCAAAAGACUCUUAUGACUGAGAAAGAAUGGAGGGCACAUCUUGCGAGUCGCAGUCACAAGAAAGUUGUCGUAUGGCACCGUAACUGCUUGUCAGUGCCGGCUGGAGCAAUUGACGUCAAUCAGCACGUACAGCUACCGACUUCACCGGGCUGA
Messenger RNA from Cladophialophora psammophila CBS 110553, 1413 nucleotides. RefSeq lists its product as uncharacterized. Gene Ontology annotation, biological process: tRNA modification. Gene Ontology annotation, molecular function: ATP binding; tRNA dimethylallyltransferase activity. Gene Ontology annotation, cellular component: mitochondrion. The record is from RefSeq and is a predicted model, not a curated record. The transcript has 2 exons. NCBI's taxonomy places the organism in Eukaryota, Fungi, Ascomycota, Eurotiomycetes, Chaetothyriales, Herpotrichiellaceae. The coding region runs from base 1 to 1413 and encodes 470 amino acids.